AAGGAUGUCCAAAUGUGUGGUAGGGUAAUUGCUUUUUGUCGAAAUAUUUUGUCAAGUGUUUGUGGUCAUUGAAGCUUUGACAAAGUAUUUUAGUGUAGUUUUUACCGAGGUUUGGUUGGUAGAAUUUGAUUCCCAUGUGUAAAACUUUUUUCACAUGUUGUUCAAAGUCAACUGGUUUAUGCAGGAAGACUAGUGGUACUUUAUUUUUGACUUUUGGCCAUUUUGCGAGCAACUGCGGUUUUAAGCUUGAAUCUAAAAUAGUUUCUCCUGAUUGUGAUGUUGGUGAUGCUUCUGCUGCGGCUUCUGAUGUUGAAGCUGCUGCUUCCUUUGAUGUUGACGGUGUUGCUGGUGGCGAUGCUUUUGAUGUCGACGGUGUUGCCGAUGCCUUCGAUGUCGACGGUGUUGCUUCAGCCUUUGACGUCGAUGGCGUUGCCGAUGCCUUUGAUGUUGACGGUGUUGCUGCUGCCUUUGACGUCGAUGGUGUUGCCGAUGCCUUUGAUGUUGACGGUGUUGCUGCUGCCUUUGACGUCGAUGGCGUUGCCGAUGCCUUUGACGUCGAUGGUGUUGCCGAUGCCUUUGACGUUGAUGGUUUAGCCGAUGCUUUUGAUGUCGACGGUGUUGCUGCUGCCUUUGAUGUCGACGGUGUUGCUGCUGCCUUUGAUGUCGAUGGUGUUGCCGAUGCCUUUGAUGUUGACAGUGUUGCUGCAGCCUUUGACGUCGAUGGCGUUGCCGAUGCCUUUGAUGUUGACGGUGUUGCUGCUGCCUUCGACGUUGAUGGCGUUUCCGAUGCCUUUGAUGUCGAUGGUGUUGCUGCAGCCUUUGACGUCGAUGGUGUUGCCGAUGCCUUUGAUGUUGAUGGUGUUGCUGCUGCCUUUGAUGUCGAUGGUUUUGCCGGUGCUGCUGCUUUUGAUGUCGAUGGUGUUGCUGGUGAUGCAGGUGCCGAUCCCGUUACUGCUGCUUUUGAUGUUGAUGGCGUUACCGGUGCUGUUGCCUUGGAUGUGGAUGGGGUUGCUGGUGAUGUCGGUAUCGACGCUGUUGAUGUGGAUGGGGUUGCCGGUGAUGCCGGUAUCGAUGCUGUUGAUGUGGAUGGGGUUCCCGGCGAUGCUGGUAUCGAUGCUGUUGAUGUGGAUGGUGUUGCCGGAGAUGUUGGUAUCGACGCUGUUGAUGUUGAUGGUGUUGCUGGUGAUGCAGAUACUGGUGCCGAUGCCGGUGCUGCUGCCUUUGAUGUUGAUGGUGUUACCGGUGAUUCUGGUAUCGAUGCCGGUGCUGCUGCCUUUGAUGUUGAUGGUGUUACCGGUGAUUCUGGUAUCGAUGCCGGUGCUGCGGCCUUUGAUGUUGAUGGCGUUACCGGUGAUUCUGGUAUCGAUGCCGGUGCUGCGGCCUUUGAUGUUGAUGGUGUUGCCGGUGAUUCUGGUAUCGAUGCCGGUGCUGAUUCUGCUGCCUUUGAUGUUGAUGGUGUUGCCGAGGCUGCCGAUGAUGAUGCUGUUCGUGACUCUCGUGUUUUUGAUGAAGAUGGUGCAGCCGAGGUUGUUGAUGAAGUUUGACUAGAUCCGGGUUCAGAAAUAGUAAACCCUUCCAUCACCUUAGCUAGUUUUUCGACCUUCCCUUUCCGCUUCGACUUCUUUUUAGUCAUUUUAU
Molecule: messenger RNA, 1638 nt
Organism: Spodoptera frugiperda (fall armyworm)
Lineage: Eukaryota; Metazoa; Arthropoda; Insecta; Lepidoptera; Noctuidae
Product: serine-aspartate repeat-containing protein I-like
Exons: 2
Coding region: 135-1544 (469 amino acids)
Source: RefSeq, a predicted model, not a curated record